Molecule: messenger RNA, 606 nt
Organism: Prorocentrum cordatum
Lineage: Eukaryota; Dinophyceae; Prorocentrales; Prorocentraceae
Source: the annotation of a GenBank genome assembly
GCGACGCCGUAUACGUACCAAACGGCGGUAGACUUGCUUAGCCUGUUGAGCGCUCGCGUGGACGACCUAGGCGCGACCGCCUACAGCAUCCUCUUCCUGCUGCGCCUAGCCUUCGCGCGCCUGCGGUUCAGCGACCUGGGCAGGAGCGUGGGCUCCAGCCUCGGGCGUGACGAACUGCGCGCUGUGCGCUGGCGCUCAAAAGGCAAACGUACGCCGGCGCCUUGGGCAGCGUUGCGGGUGAGUUGUGCCGGCUUCGACGGGGGCGAGCGUUUCCUCAGCCUGGCCAGUGGGAUCAACCCACAGAGCGCAGACGCUCCGAGGGACUGGCUCUGGCUGUCGAUGUCGUUGGUGAGCGGCGCCCUGGAGUGCGCCACGCCAGUGCGCCGCGGUAGCUACGCCAACUGCCUGAUGGCGAUGGCUGUCAUGCACCGCUUGGCAGGGCACGCAGCCCACUACACGCUGCACAACCCGCGGUUCUUCAGAUGCAGCGUAGCAGAACGAGUGCGGAAGAAACUCCGUGACGGCCUUCGCCCAAGCGGCGACUACGAGCUGCCGACGGUACACGAGGCGGCGACGGAGAUGAGGGCGCGAGCGCACGCGGCAUAG